AUGGAACGAAAAAUUAGGCUAUCUUUUUUUAUUAAAUUUUUUGCGUUUAUUAUUUUAACUUGGAUGUACUUUUUUAUAAGUGAUUUGAAUACGUUUAACAAAACUUUUUAUGCGAACUACAAACUUACUAGAAAAUUAAAUACAAGAACAUUUAGACUACUGGCAAAAUAUAAGCGUGAUAAGAAUUCAAAUAUUGUAGAAGAGAAAGAAAGAAUAUCAGAUAGUGGAGUGAACAUAAAAAAAGUUUUUUCUAAUAAUGAUCGAGGAACCAUAGGAACAAAGGAACAAUUAAAUAGAGAUACGUUAAAUAAUUCUGGAAAUAAUAAAGAAGCUACGAAAAAUAAAUAUUCUGUAUUUGGAGGAAACAGAUAUUCCUAUUUUGAAAAAAAAAUAUUCAACGAACUUGAUAAUAGAGAAUUUCUUGAAAAGAAUAAAACAAUUAGCAAUAGAACAUACAAAAAAAUAAAGUUUAAAAAACGUAGACUACGUUUUUCUUUAGGUUCAUUUUUGUCUAUAUUGAUUUUACUGGUACCUUUAAUAGAUUUAUUCCUUUAUUUUGUGUGCGGAAACGAUUUAUUAAGUACGUUAGGUCUUUUAAAAGUUGACAUGGGUCAUGAAGGCUAUUUUCCUAGAGUAGAAGAUGGGGCGUUAAAAAAAUUAUUAGACCUAAAGCACUGGAUGUUUAGGGAAGCAAUAAGAGUUCCGACUAUUGUAAAAUAUUGCAUUCCUAUAUUUAUAAUAUUUGUCGUAAUUAUAAUGUGUAUUGUUUAUUACUAUAAAAAAGUUAUGAAAUAUGAAAAAAUAAAGUUCAGGGAAAAAUUAAAAGAAUAUUAA
Molecule: messenger RNA, 834 nt
Organism: Plasmodium malariae
Lineage: Eukaryota; Apicomplexa; Aconoidasida; Haemosporida; Plasmodiidae
Product: fam-l protein
Exons: 2
Coding region: 1-834 (277 amino acids)
Source: RefSeq, a predicted model, not a curated record